UCUCCCCUCCUCCAGUUGUCGUCACUCAAGAUAGUUUAGUUGAAAUAUCUGGUGAUUUCAGACUUGUGGAGAGUUAUUUCAAUGAAUAAUGUUUCACACAUGGCUUUUAUUGUGUUUGUUCUUGUGGCAUGUGGUCGGUGUGUUUGGUGUUGAUCCAGAUGAAGUGAAGUCAGUGUCAGUGAUGGAGGGAGAUUCUGUCACUUUACACACUGAUCUUAAUCAAAUACAACAUGAUGAUGAGAUCGACUGGAGGAUUAGACCUGAAAACAUUCGCAUCGCUAGAAUCAAGACAAAGAUCUUCAAUACAUAUGAUGAUGUUCUUGAUGGGAGAUUCAGAGGUCGACUGCAGCUGAACCAUCAGACUGGAGAUCUCACCAUCACAAACAUCACAACUGAACACACUGGACUUUAUCAACUAAUCAUCAUAACGUGGAAGAAAACAACAAAUUAUUUCAGCGUCACAGUUUCUGCUCUGCCGGUUCCUGUGAUCAUCAGAGACUCUUCUCAAUAUUCUUCAAGCUCUAAAUGUGUGUUGGUGUGUUCAGUGGUGAAUGUGACACAGGCGACUCUCUCCUGGUACAAAGGAAACAGUUUAUUGUCCUCCAUCAGUGUGUCUGAUCUCAACAGAAGUCUCUCUCUACAUCUGGAGGUGGAAUAUCAGGACAACAACACCUACAGCUGUGUGAUCAACAAUCCCAUCAGAAACCAGGCUAAACAUCUCAACAUUACUGAAGUCUGUCAGCCGUGUUCAGGACUUUAUUGUUCUCUUAUAAUGUGGAUAUCCGCUGCUGCUGCUGGAACUCUCUUCAUCGCUGCAGUUUUGAUGAUCUUCAUCUACAGAAAACACCGAAAAACUGAUCAAGAGGAUCAAACUCGUGCAGGAGAGAUCGUUUACGCUGAUCCAACAUUAUUCAAAAGAGCACAGAAACCGAUAGUUCAUCAGGAGGAUGAUGUGGUGUACGCGGGUGUUGCUGUGAGACAUUGAUCAAACUCUCUGAGAUUCAAUUUCCUCAUUUAUAAUGUUCUGAUCACUGAAACUAUGACUCUGUUCAGCAGUAAUACUGUAUUAAAUGAGUCAUUUAAAGUGGUGA
This is a messenger RNA of Xyrauchen texanus (razorback sucker), 1091 nucleotides long. Its product is annotated as SLAM family member 9-like. The record is from RefSeq and is a predicted model, not a curated record. The transcript is spliced from 6 exons. Bases 89 to 985 code for a protein of 298 amino acids. Lineage: Eukaryota; Metazoa; Chordata; Actinopteri; Cypriniformes; Catostomidae.